AUGAUGCUUUGUUGCGGGACUGUUAUUGGAAUUGAAUGCAAAGAUGAGGUUGUGAUGGCCUUAGCAGGAUUAGCUGCAGAUGGAAUGCAAAUUGUUGCCGGGGCUAAGUCGGAAGCAUAUAACUAUGACAGCUGCGUGUACGGUGAUCCAAUUCCUGUCAAGGAACUUGCUGAUCACGUGGCUAGUUAUGUGCACCUUUGUAUUUUGAAACCUAUGAUGUUGCCAAACUGUAUAUAUGGAGUUCAUGACGAGGCAAAGGAUAAAGAUUUCGAGCUUGAAAUGAGCUGGGUGUGUGAGGAAUCAAACCGUCAACAUGAAAAGACUGCUUUUACAUCUAAGAAAGACUAUGGGACGGAAGAUAGGGCAGCAAAGUGGGUUCUUUCUCAGGCUUCGAGCAACGAGUUUUGGAGGAGCACUGUUCGUUUGGACUUGCUAGAGGCUUUGCUGCUUGCUGCUUGCUUUGUUGUGAUCGUGAUUCCAGUUUCCAGCUUUCAGAUUCCACACUUCGAGAUAUUCUUUCUUCAGUUUUUCUGCAUUGUUAUUUUGAUAUCAUCUUCCUCAUCUUUCUCAAAUGGCCUUGAUUUCAAGCUUCGACAGGCUGAGGCCAAUCCUGUGAUAAUCAAAGUAAGUAAAGAUGCAUCAUCAAAGUUCAAGACUAUUCAAGAGGCUCUGAAUAGCAUUCCACCACAAAAUAAUAGGAGAGUCAUUGUUUCAAUUGCUGCUGGAGUUUAUAGGGAGAAGAUCCUCGUCAAACUCCCUUUCAUCACUUUCUUAGGGGAUCCAACAGAUCAGCCUAUUGUUAUCGGGAAUGAUACAGCACAUGACAUUGGAGGUGAUGGGAAACCAUUGAGGACAUUAAAUAGUGCAACUGUCGCCGUGGAUUCAGACUAUUUCAUUGCAGUUAACAUGAAAUUUCAGAACACGGCAUCACCUCGUAUUGGGUCAAAUGAUGAUCAAGCCGUUGCACUUCGCACUUCAGGAAACAAAAGUGCGUUUUACAACUGCUCGUUUUACGGAUUUCAGGACACAUUAUAUGAUCAUCAGGGGUUGCAUUAUUUUGAAAACUGCUUUAUUCAAGGCUCCGUGGAUUUCAUCUUCGGCCAUGGGAGAUCCCUUUAUGAGGGUUGCAUUAUAAAGUCCAUAGCCGAGAAGAUGGGAUUUAUCACUGCUCAAGACAGAUCAAAAGAGUCAAUGGAGAGUGGAUUUUCCAUUCAAAAUAGCCAUGCAAUAGGCAGUGGGAAAGUUUAUCUGGGAAGACCUUGGGGAGUGUACUCGAGAGUCAUUUACUCUUACACCAGCAUGGACAAUCUUAUUUUCCCCCAAGGAUGGGAUGAUACUAUGGAUAAUCAAAAUCGCAGCUUGACUGUGUACUAUGGAGAGUACAAGUGUACUGGGCUUGGAUCCAAUUUAGCUGGUAGACCUCCUUGGGUACAUAGAUUAACAGACACAGAGGCACGGCAGUUUAUCGGCACACAGUUCAUUCAGGGUGAUACAUGGCUGGUCAGGCCUAGUUAGGGAAAAUUAUAAGAUUCAUUACAUGAAGAUUGGCAGGAUAUGUAAUUAGAUCACAUUCCACCUCCAGUAAUCUAUAACUACCUAGUUGAAAUCAAGUAUUAAUGUUAAUUUUAAGGGAAAAUUAUAGCCACCUCCCUGAGGUACUUACUACAUGGUUUCCCCUUUCUCGUCAUCGUGUAAUCUCUAUACUGCUGCUGCUAUAAAAUUUAUAUUUAGUUCUAAUAUCUAAAUU
Medicago truncatula (barrel medic) is the source of this 1747-nucleotide messenger RNA. RefSeq names its product probable pectinesterase 53. Gene Ontology annotation, biological process: pectin catabolic process; cell wall modification. Gene Ontology annotation, molecular function: pectinesterase activity. Bases 1 to 1515 code for a protein of 504 amino acids. The record is from RefSeq and is a predicted model, not a curated record. Lineage: Eukaryota; Viridiplantae; Streptophyta; Magnoliopsida; Fabales; Fabaceae. The transcript has 11 exons. Gene Ontology annotation, cellular component: proteasome core complex.